Messenger RNA from Kockovaella imperatae, 894 nucleotides. RefSeq lists its product as hypothetical. The record is from RefSeq and is a predicted model, not a curated record. Bases 95 to 859 code for a protein of 254 amino acids. Gene Ontology annotation, molecular function: nucleic acid binding. Gene Ontology annotation, cellular component: nucleus; nucleolar ribonuclease P complex; ribonuclease MRP complex. Lineage: Eukaryota; Fungi; Basidiomycota; Tremellomycetes; Tremellales; Cuniculitremaceae. The transcript has 3 exons. Gene Ontology annotation, biological process: tRNA 5'-leader removal.
CACACCAUCUGAAUCCGUUCGGAACUGAUUAACGAAAGUGUCGCCGAACGAGACGAGAUGCUGUUGCCUUCUCAAUACCCCUACUUCACUUGACAUGAUGGAGGCGGCGGAGAUAGUCUCCAACGAGGCAGGACCAUCCAAUGCCGCUGAUCGGUCUACACAGCACGGGUCAAAAGCCAAGCGGAGGAAACUUGCACCUCCCGGUCUACCCCGGACACAACCGUUCUUGGGUCCAGACGGCACCUUCGUUGUUGGGGGCUCGACUGGACCGACUGCCCCGCUGAAACCACUCCAAGGGGUCAAAGUUCGUAGGACAGAUAGCACACGCCCAGGGUACGGUCGACAAGUGGUAUUUGUGACUCGGAAAGUCUCCCUCGGAGCCCUCAUGGGGAGAUGUAGAGGUUUGUUAGUGGAUGAAGAGUACAAAUGCAUCACACUUCACGCCAUGUCUGCUGCUAUACCACAUGCUUUGAUCCUGCUUCAUUCGCUCUUGGACCUGCUUCCGUUUAGCCAACGAGCAUUAUGGUAUGAGAUACGGACAGGGAGCACAGAAUGUGUCGAUGAGGUCGAGGAGGAGAUGACUAUUGGGGCCAUCGAAGCGGCACCGUCGACUUUGGAGAAGAGAGUCAAGUCGACGAUCCAAAUCGACCUACACGUCGGAUCUAGACCUACCCCUCCGUCCUCCGAUCCCGCAAGUAAGAAGAGGACCGGCCGGAAUCGACCCGGGAAACAAGCUCGACAGUCUUUGAGGAAGGGAACACGAAGUGAGCAGGACGAAGAGGCACUGGUGAACAGCCGGGCGAUCCACGACCAAGACAUGUCGGAGGAAGAGGAAGAAGAAGAAGUGGAGCAUAAAUGAUACAGGGGGCUCACGGGCAAUCCACACGGCAUACC